UACUGCGAGAUGACUUCGAGACUUAAAAGCAAUGAAUGGAAAUUUGCAAAUAUGACUUGAUGUAUACAUUUUAGUGAAUGGAAUAAAUUGUUUGGUUUGCAACGAAUUAUUCAAGUGUGAUACACAAAUGGUUUGAAGUGGUGCACCAUUUAUUAUCAAAAUCUCAAUGCUUUUGGUUUGUCAAGGUUGAAAAUGGCAGAAACUACUAAAAAUGCAAAUGAAAAUUGUGCCUGUGGUACAGCCUCCACCAGCAAACAGAUCUCCACCCAAAAUUCAGAGGAAAAUGGGAGAAGAAAUGAAUGGAUCAAAUUAAAUGUUGGAGGAACUGUGUUUAUGACUACUAGAACGACUCUUUCUAAAGAUCCAAACUCAUUUUUGUUUCGGUUGAUACAAGAUGAACCAGAUUUAAAUACAGAUAAGGAUGAGAAUGGAGCCUAUUUGAUAGACAGGGAUGCAACCUACUUUGGACCUGUGUUGAAUUAUUUACGGCAUGGAAAAUUGGUUUAUAACAAAGACCUGGCUGAGGAAGGUAUUUUAGAAGAGGCAGAGUUUUAUAAUAUAACAAUCUUGAUAAAACUGAUCAAGGAAAAAAUACGGGAAAGAGAUGCAAAGCAAAAUCAGACAUAUAAUCUGAGAAAGGUUAGUUGUAGAUCUACCAGUGGAUCUAAUGAUAAUCUAUGGUGGCAGUGA
Messenger RNA from Mercenaria mercenaria, 690 nucleotides. RefSeq names its product BTB/POZ domain-containing protein KCTD5-like. The coding region runs from base 193 to 690 and encodes 165 amino acids. NCBI's taxonomy places the organism in Eukaryota, Metazoa, Mollusca, Bivalvia, Venerida, Veneridae. Gene Ontology annotation, cellular component: Cul3-RING ubiquitin ligase complex; cytoplasm. Gene Ontology annotation, molecular function: cullin family protein binding. The record is from RefSeq and is a predicted model, not a curated record. The transcript has 5 exons. Gene Ontology annotation, biological process: proteasome-mediated ubiquitin-dependent protein catabolic process; protein homooligomerization.